Pocillopora damicornis (cauliflower coral) is the source of this 2807-nucleotide messenger RNA. RefSeq lists its product as uncharacterized. Gene Ontology annotation, molecular function: protein binding. The record is from RefSeq and is a predicted model, not a curated record. Lineage: Eukaryota; Metazoa; Cnidaria; Anthozoa; Scleractinia; Pocilloporidae.
UCCUUCUUAGUCUUAGAGAUAUUGUGUCAUUAGCAGGGAGGUAUCCUUUAUGUUUUUCUAUUUAUCUAGAGCUUUUAUGUCGGCCGCAGUCAUUUGGGUCCCUUCGUAAGUGUGGUCCGUUGAGAAUAGAAUGCCAUCAAGCAUGUUGGACUCAAAUCUUUGUCCACCAAAGGCGAAAAAAUUCGCCCAUAGUUGCCGAAACGCCAGCUCAGGGAGGCUUACAUACUGCGUACCGCCUCAACAUAAAUUAUCAACCAACACAAGGAUUUUUCAACCCGAGGAAAUGGAGUCUAGGAUUAUUUUACCGCCAUCGUUGUUGACUCAUUUAAGCGAAGAAGUUCUUGUGCUUAUUUUGGAGUAUUUGGACUUUAGGAGUCUUGUAAUGUUGGGCAAAACUUGCCGACUUUUUCAUCGACUCUGCCUCUCAGAUCUCAUAUGGCGUCAUCGAUGUAGGGUGGAUUUUGGUCUCAGAACAAGAUGGCCAGAGUACACUUUCAUUUACCUCUACGAAAUGUUCUACAAAGCUGAAGUACUUAAAAAUGAUCAUAAUUUUUUCAGACCAGUAAGUCAACUUAAAACAUCUGUUAUUGUUUGGUAUCUGUUGAAUCCUGUUCCUCCUUCACAAAGUGUGAGCCAUUUAACUGCAAGCCAGGCCAAGUCAAUAUGGGGAUUAACAGAUGAGGAACUUGAAUCAAAUUACCAUGACACAGACAGAGAAAGAGCAAUGCAAGAAGAUUUUCCUUCUAAUUACUAUGAAUGGACUAGCUUAUACAAACUUUUUGUUCGUAAACAUGAUGGAAUCAGACAAAUGCAGACUUAUGUUCUUAAGCGAUGUCUGAGAAAUCGGCAAGCCCUUGAGGAACACUUUCAACUUUCUUUGCAUUCUUCACGACAACAGAAAUGGUAUCAAUUUUUAGAGGACAGGGAUGCUGGAAAUAGAAAGGCACUUAAAGCCUUAACAGAGCACAUGCCAAGGGUAACUCACAGCUACAUGUUACAUCAGAUCACAGCAAUGUAUAUAGAUGGACACCUCAAAGGUGGUUUUCAGACUGUAGAGGCAUAUGCUGGAUUCUGUGGCUACUUCAAGAACUGGCUGGAUACCAAAAGCAUCAAGCUAAGCGUGCCGCGCCAAGGGGAAUUGGUUGCUGAAGAUUACAGAGCUUGUCUGGAGUACGUCAACAGUGAGCUUGCAAAACAUGCAGAAGAAAUAGAGUUGACUGUGAAUGAUUUUAUGAGUAAAGCCAAGCCAUAUGUGGAGAGACUUCAUGAAGUAUGGAUGUGGCAAAACCAAAAUGACACAGGUUACAGGAAGGAACACAGACCCUCCUCUGUGGUGAGGCGCCACAAGUGUUACAGGGAAUUUCUGGAGAAAGGAAAUAUGGAGGAUUUCAACCGUCUCAAGAUGUACUUUGAAAGAAAAGAGAUCGUUGUAGCGUGGUUUAAGGACAACAGCUGGUUACACACUCUUCUCGGAGAUUUUGUCAUGAGACCUUUGAGGCCGGCGUGUUUAUCAUCAGACCUAUCGUCUUCACACUUCUCGUCCGAUUGCGUGUCUGGACUGGUUCAGAGGUUUUUGGAGACUGGUUACCGUUCAGACUUCAACAAAAUCCGAAUGAAAUUGUCCGAAAUGGCUACACUUCAACUUCAGAAUCUUGUGCGAAAAUCUCGUCAGCUGCGAGACUCAAUUCAGCAAGACGUCAUGAAGGACGAUUGUGUUUAUGUAAGCGACUACGAAGAAAGAAACCUGAUGAACUUUUUUGGUAGAGAUCCGUUUUCAGAAUAUGGCCGGCGGAGAAUAGAAGUAGUCACCUUAGAUUAACUAUAUAAAGUUUCAUUGAGUACCUUGAUUCAGUGUCAGUGAGCUAGAAUCUAUUCGCGCUUUAUUUCAAGGUGACCUUUGUGUGGUGUUCCUAUGCUUCUGUGCAAUUCCCUUAUGCGGUUUGAUUUUUUGAUUCGAUUACCCAAUUCCUUGUUACCCUUUCAUUGCAGAAAAAAGCUAUAUAUAUGUAUAGAUAUAGACAUAUUCGAAUUGUGUUCUUGCAAAGUUUGUACGUGGAAUCGAGACUCUUUGAUUAACUUUAGUUCUUAUUAUUAGUCAAAUUCUUCGACCAGAAUUCUGCAUAAAUUCAAAACGUUUGUUUUUUCCUGUUUCAUAAUCAAUUGUGUAUUUAGGUCCAAGAUUGAUGAAGGUUUCUUUCUGUAGAUUUAAGUGAAUUAUUUAUUAUUUCAAGUCGAACUUAUUUUGUACAGUAUUGUUAGCCUCGAAAUGAAAAAAACUAGAAAAAGAAAUAUUUCAAAGCAAAGCAUUUAGUAGCCAUAUUGCGACUAUACUGUUGUAUUAUAGGACGUCAAAAUUAACUUGAGGGGAGGGGGGGGGAGUCGUGAUUGCAUGUCCAAUGUGGAUGGCCCUCAAUGACUCACUUACACUAGGCUCUAUUGCAAAGUUACGCUUUGUAUACUACUUGUGUCGUUAAUUUUGUACGAAAUAUUUUUACACGGAGUUGAUAUUUUCGGAAGACUUGUAUUAUAGAAUAUUUAAGCUUAUCGUAAUUUGUUGAGAACUUCCGUUCAGUUUUUGAGAGAAAAUACUAAAGAAACGUAAUUUUUUUUUGCCGACCAAGCGGUCAUGAUAAUGUUGAAAAAGCGUACGAGUUAUUUAUUAUCCAAAGGAAUGCUAUUUAGUAAAUUAUCUGAUUCACUAUAUGUCAUGAAGCUUUAGAUCGUGGUAUAUAUAUACUACACAAUGCCAAAUCUCUUUCAAAUGAGCAGAGCAGAAUGCUUGAUUAAAGAACAUUGCCAAAGUUUAA